Messenger RNA from Drosophila novamexicana, 2533 nucleotides. RefSeq lists its product as uncharacterized. The transcript has a single exon. The coding region runs from base 10 to 498 and encodes 162 amino acids. NCBI's taxonomy places the organism in Eukaryota, Metazoa, Arthropoda, Insecta, Diptera, Drosophilidae. The record is from RefSeq and is a predicted model, not a curated record.
UAAGAUACGAUGCAGCCUGGUUGUUGGCUGCGAGCCAGCCAGCCAGCAGGAGCAGCAGUAGCAGUAGCAAUAGGAGCAACAGCAGCAGCAGUAGCAUCAUCCGAGCAUAUGCAGUCAACGGCAUCUGUGGCCACAUUGGCCUCCAUCUCAUCCAUUGCAUCCACUUCGGCAUCGGCCAUGGCGGCGUUGCGCGCACGUCCCUAUCUGGUUGCCCCAUACGUGGCCACCGCCUCCGCACCGCCCACGCCACAGCCGCAUGCUGUCAAUACCUUGUCCAGUGCACGUACAGCGCCCGCAACGCCAACGCGACAGCGCUUUGGAGAUAGUGAGCCAUCGUCAUCGCAUAGCCAUUAUCCGCACCAUAUUGAUGUUGAUAGUGUGCAGGAUUUUGGACUGGCCAUGGCCAUGGAGGAGCUGCCGCCGCAAUACAGCAAGCCCAAAUCCCAGCGCUUCUUUUGGCGCAAGGCGCUCAGACGCGUCUUCCAGCGCCGCAAGUGACGUCAACUGCGCCGUCGACGGCAAGAUUUGCCCCGUUGGCGUCCACGUCGCUGCCGGCGGCGCACGCUGGCCGAGCGUGUGCGCCGCAUAUGCGCUUGCUGUGCCUAUGGCCAGGUGUUGUUGCGCAACGCCCGCCUCGCUCUGCUCAGCUGCAUUCGUUGGCGUACACGUGGCAACAUACGCAACAACAACUUUUACUUUAGCAAUCACUAAACAAUAAUAACAAAAGCAACUGCAAAUGCUCUGCUCUGCACAGGCACACCACACCACACAAACACACACACUGACACCUUCCUCCCACACAAACACACACACAUAAAUACACACACACACACAAAUGUUAAACUAAAAAAUGUUAAUGCGAAAUCUGAUUUAGUUGUUAAAGCAUAUGCACCUAAUUUAUUUCCUUGUGUUUUACACCGAUUAGACAAUUUUUCCUUUGAUACAAUUAUGAAAUUAUAAGCAUUACAUUUUCCUAACAUUAUUCUCUACAUAAUUAUUAUUUUAUUUUCUUUAUUGUUUGCUUUUUAUUUAUUUCUGAAUCUGUAAAUAGGGCAAAAGCUUGGCACAGCUCAUUUUUUUAUUUUUUAUUAUUUUUCUCUUUUGUCUUAAACGAUCUCCAAGAUUUUAUUUUUAUUUUUUUUUGUUUAACCAACAAAGAAAACGAAAGAAUGAAACAGGUUUUUAAUAACAGCCAAUCCAUCAAUCAAUAUAUAUAUAUAAUAUAUUAAAACAUAUAUCUAUCUAUAUAGAUUGCUAAAAUCCGAACAGCCAGUUCAUAUAUAGAAAUUUGUUACUGUACAUUUAAUGCCAGCGAGGCGAGGCAGAGGAGUUGACACGCGCAUACAUAAACAUAUUUAGCAUAUAUAUAUCGUAUAUAGUUAAAUGUAACUGAAGGGUACUGUUGCGACCCAAGGGUUUUUAGCAUACACACACACACACACACACACACGUACGAUCACACACAUAUACACACAUACAUAUGUACAUGGUUAUGCAUAUAAGUAUUCUUGAGCUGAACAUUACAAUAAUGAGCGUAGUUAAUUAGUGUAUCCCGCAAUUUAGUAACAAACAAACUAAUAACAAGAACAACAAUUAACACGAGGUUUACAAUUCAUUGAGCUAAAGCAAAUGCACUAUCAAGCAAAAGAAAGAAAAACGCAAAUAAUUAACAUUAAAUGAAAUCCUUAAAAAUGUAAGCAGCGAAACAAACAGAAAUUAAAUUGUAGCAGCUAAAAAAGAGUUAAGCGAAUAUUGUCUAUUAAAUCCAAUGUUCAAUAGAAAGCAACAAGUUAAUAAGCAAGCAAAAUGAAUGCUAUUCAACAACAAACAAUUCGAUUAGUAAUAUUUGUAAUUCGAAAUGUAGCGAACAACAAUAACAAACACACGCAUUUCUAGGCACACUCACAGACACAAAAAUAUACCCUAGAAAGGCCACUUAAGUUAAGGCUAGUUAGGCGGCGCAGUUAACAGACUUUUUUUUUUUGUUACUUGCAAGAGAAACAGCAAUUGAAACGCUUAACAUAAAUUGAUAAUUGGCAUGGAAUAUAUGUAUGUAUGAAAGUGAACUAUAUAUAUAUAAAUAUAUAUAUACAUGCUUACAUACUCGUAGUUGUGUGUAUGUGUGCAUUAUACUCUGACUAUUUACUAUGAUAAGUGGCCUUAUAUUAAUUCGAUUCUCUGCACAAUCCACAGUCACACACACACACACACACGCACUGCACAACAACAAUAGCAAUUUAAACCUUAACACACACACACACAAGUAUGUAUGAGUAUGUACCAUUUAAUCUAUACUUAAUUGGAAAUGUAUGUGUAGCCAGGCAACACGCGUUAGCUUAAAAACAGAAAAGAAUAUAUCAAGCAUAGACAUUUGCAAUUAAUACUUUAUAAAGAACACACACACACAAUCCUAAGGCAAAAAGUGAAAGUUAAUGAGGGCAACCUUUUAGUACCCUACGAACUUAAUACCUUACCUUAUCUUAAACCAUAUAAUGAGUAAACACACAUGUACUCUAGUCUUCGGCUGGCCGAA